Teleopsis dalmanni is the source of this 1137-nucleotide messenger RNA. Its product is annotated as paired box pox-meso protein-like. The transcript has a single exon. Gene Ontology annotation, molecular function: DNA-binding transcription factor activity, RNA polymerase II-specific; RNA polymerase II cis-regulatory region sequence-specific DNA binding. Gene Ontology annotation, biological process: regulation of transcription by RNA polymerase II; anatomical structure development. The annotation marks the transcript as partial. The record is from RefSeq and is a predicted model, not a curated record. Lineage: Eukaryota; Metazoa; Arthropoda; Insecta; Diptera; Diopsidae.
CUUACAGAAAAUCACCUACCACAAUAUGGCGAAGUAAAUCAAUUAGGCGGUGUCUUUGUAAAUGGUAGACCUUUACCGAACGCAACACGUAUGCGCAUAGUGGAGUUGGCGCGUUUAGGCAUAAGACCCUGUGAUAUAUCGCGACAGCUACGUGUCAGUCAUGGUUGUGUUUCGAAAAUACUUGCACGUUAUCACGAAACUGGUUCCAUAUUACCUGGCGCCAUAGGCGGUUCAAAGCCACGGGUGACCACACCUAAAGUAGUCAGUUACAUACGAGAAUUAAAGCAACGAGAUCCAGGCAUAUUUGCUUGGGAAAUACGCGAUCGUCUGCUGUCAGAAGGUGUUUGCGAUAAAACGAAUGUGCCUAGCGUCAGUUCAAUAUCGCGUAUACUACGCAAUAAGCUUGGCGCUAUGGGACAUCAUCACAAUGCAAGCAUAACAGGCAGUACAAAUACUUCACCGCAUCAUCCUCAUGCACACCAUCAUCAUCAUCAUCACUCAGCGCCCCCCUCACAUGCCGUUUCAGCUGUAGCUGCAGCAGCACAUCACACAGCCGCUCAUGCGCAUCCACAUUUAUAUAACUCCAUCUAUCAACCGUACAGUACAUACGGUAUGAAAACCGCUGUUUCAUGUGGAAGUCCAUCACCGCCUCAAGGUGGAGCCCAGGCACAUCAAUUGCACAGUGUUGCAGCUGCUGCAGCCGCGGCGCAUUGUUGGCCGUCAUCGCAUUCAGUUACUGAUAUAUUGGCACAUCAUCAGGCGGUUGCGUUACGCGCCAGUUGUCAAGUAGGCAACGCCAUAUCACCAUUGACGCCAGCAAUUCCAAUGACACCGUCUCCAGUUGGUAGUGUGGCCGGCACAGGAAGUACGCAGCAAGCACUCGAUAAUGAAAAUAUCAGCACUAAUGCAACACAUCAGCAUCAGGUAGUACAGCAACCCUAUAAUUAUUAUAUGUAUUUUCAAAAUGGCGGCAUGCACCAUCAUCACGGUGGUAUGAUGGCUGCAGGCGCAACGAGUUUAUGAAGUUUGUUUUUGUUAAUUAAAUUUUUUUUUGUUUAUGGUUUUAACUUUAUAUUUUAAUAUCGGAAAGGCGUAGAAUAGAGAUAAGUUUAAAUACUCAAUACCGUGUAACUUCAU